Molecule: messenger RNA, 5468 nt
Organism: Drosophila rhopaloa
Lineage: Eukaryota; Metazoa; Arthropoda; Insecta; Diptera; Drosophilidae
Gene: dlg1
Product: disks large 1 tumor suppressor protein
Exons: 19
Coding region: 34-4440 (1468 amino acids)
Biological process (GO): chemical synaptic transmission
Cellular component (GO): neuron projection; neuromuscular junction; postsynaptic density membrane
Molecular function (GO): kinase binding
Source: RefSeq, a predicted model, not a curated record
CCGAAGAGAGGUCCCAAGAGCAGGUCCCCAAACAUGGACUCUGAUACGGAUUCGGAUCGGGAGAAGAGCAGCGAUCCCAACGAGGGGCUGCUGAGCAGCGACGACAAGUCUUUCCACGACAACGACGAGGAGGAGGACUCUUCCCCGGCGGACGAUGAAGAGGAGCCCGAGGAGGAGUCUUUGCUGCCGCAGAAGAAGACGCCGCAGAUUCGAACGGAAGACCAGCCACCAUUGGUGCUUUUGGUGCAGUCAUCGGCGGAAGCCGUAGAUGUGCUUGAAGAAAUCGAUGAUAGCAAUCGGGAAAUUACCAUUAAAGAUGGGGAUAUAGACAAGGAACCCGAAGUGGAACCCGAACCCGAUCACGAACCCCUGAAGUGUCCUUCCUCCCUACGCGAUAGUGUCCGCGAGUCCGUCGAAUGCUUCUAUUCCGCUCAGGAUCUUUUAGAGUACGGCCACAUGCUCUCCUCCACUUCCAUGGUUCGAACUCCAGACGUGGAAUCCGGAUACUUCGAGAAGUCCGAGAGUGAUGCCUCCCGCGAUGAGUGGGAGGGUCCUUCGUCCUCUUCAUCGGGCGCAGCUCGUUGUCGCCUGCUGUCCGGAAUAUCCGGACUUUCCGUCUCCUCGUCGAGUCGGCAUAGUUCCGAGGGCCUGCGAAUGGAGUUGAGUCGAUUUCGCACCAUGAUCGAGACCCUCGAGCGGGAAAGUCUCGAGAAAUCGCAGUCGGAACUGCAACUGAGGGCUAAAACCAAGCCAAAACCAAAGCCCAAACAGAGAUCCCACAUCCAGGAAUCGACGGCGGAGAGUGGUUCGGAUCAGGGUUCGGAAAAGGAUUCCGAGCGGGGCUUCUGUACAACGGUUUUCGGACAAGCUGGUCUGGAGAUCAGCCAGGAUGAGCAGGAGCGGAUUGCGGAUAUACAAAAAGCUCAUCGGGCUCUCGAGCUGCUCGAGGACUAUCAUGCGAGGCUUUCGGAGCCGCAGGAUCGGGCGCUGCGUAUUGCAAUCGAACGCGUUAUACGCAUAUUUAAAUCUCGCUUGUUUCAAGCGCUGUUAGAUAUACAAGAAUUCUAUGAAUUGACAUUAUUGGAUGACUCGAAGAGCAUACAGCAAAAGACAGCGGAGACCUUGCAAAUUGCAACCAAAUGGGAGAAGGACGGACAGGCCGUUAAGAUUGCCGAUUUUAUCAAAACUUCAAAUUUAAAUCGCAAUUGCGCCUAUGAGUUUAACAACGACGCCUCAUCCAAUCAAACCAACCAAUCAGCCCUCAAUCAGAAUCAGAUCGCGAAUAAUGUCAGUGCCCAAGCGCAGGCCGAGGCCCUCAGCAGAACAUUUAAGAGUGAAUUGGAAGAGAUAUUGAAUCAGCGCAUGCGCAUCGAGUCGGAUACGGAAAAUGCGAAGGAGCCGUCGGCCGAGCAGCAGCAGCAGCAGCAGCAGCAGCAGCAGCGCAGUUCCCGCUCCCCGCAGCAGCUGCAGCAGAAUCCGCAGCAGCAGCAGCAGCAAUCGCAGUCGCAGGGAUCCAAGUCAAGGAGCGGGUCGCAGACUCUCCAUAAGGCGUCGUCGGCAAAGGUGAAUGGCGAUGAUAGCUGGUUAUACGAGGACAUUCAGCUGGAGCGCGGCAACUCCGGAUUGGGCUUCUCCAUUGCCGGCGGUACGGAUAAUCCGCACAUCGGCACCGACACCUCCAUCUACAUCACCAAGCUCAUCUCCGGCGGAGCAGCUGCCGCCGAUGGACGGCUGAGCAUCAACGACAUCAUCGUAUCCGUGAACGAGGUGUCUGUGGUGGAUGUGCCACAUGCCUCCGCCGUGGAUGCCCUGAAGAAGGCCGGCAACGUGGUCAAGCUGCAUGUGAAGCGGAAACGUGGAACGGCCACCACACCAGCAGCCGGAUCGGCAGCUGGAGAUGCCCGGGAUGCGGCCGGCGGGCCGAAGGUCAUCGAAAUCGAUCUGGUCAAGGGCGGCAAGGGACUGGGCUUCUCCAUCGCCGGCGGCAUUGGCAACCAGCACAUCCCCGGCGAUAAUGGCAUCUAUGUGACCAAGCUGAUGGACGGCGGAGCAGCGCAGGUGGACGGACGUCUCUCCAUUGGGGAUAAGCUGAUUGCAGUCCGCACCAACGGGAGCGAAAAGAACCUGGAGAACGUAACGCACGAACUGGCGGUGGCCACGCUGAAGUCUAUCACCGACAAGGUGACGCUGAUCAUCGGGAAGACGCAGCACCUGACCACCAGUGCGUCCGGCGGAGGAGGAGGACUCACACCCGGACAGCAGUUGUCCCAGUCGCAGUCGCAGUUGGCCACCAGCCAGAGCCAAAGUCAGGUGCACCAGCAGCAGCAUCAGACGCCGAUGGUCAAUUCGCAGUCGACAGGUGCGCUAAACAGUGUGGGACAGACGGUUGUCGAUUCACCACCAACACCACAAGCAGCAGCAGCAGCAAUCGCAUCUGCAUCUGCAUCAGUCAUUGCAAGCAACACCACAAUCAGCAACACCACAGUCACCACAGUCACGGCCACAGCCACCAACAGUAGCAGCAAGUUGCCGCCGUCGCUUAGCAUUAGCAAUAGCAACAGCAACAGCAAUAGCAAUAACAUCAAUAGCAUCAACAACAGCAAUAACAUCAACAACAACAAUAGCAGCAGCACGACGGCAACUGUUGCAGUUGCAGCAGCAACACCAACAGUAGCAGCAGCAGCAGCAGCCACUCCACCCGCCACCUUCUAUAACAAUGCUUCCAUGCCCGCCCUGCCUGUCGAAUCCAAUCAAACAAACAACCGAUCCCAAUCACCCCAGCCGCGCCAGCCCGGUUCGCGAUACGCCUCCACAAAUGUCCUAGCCGCCGUUCCGCCAGGAACUCCGCGCGCCGUUAGCACCGAGGAUAUAACCAGGGAACCGCGCACGAUCACCAUCCAGAAGGGACCGCAGGGCCUGGGCUUCAAUAUCGUUGGCGGCGAGGAUGGCCAGGGCAUCUACGUGUCCUUCAUCCUAGCCGGCGGUCCUGCAGAUCUCGGCUCCGAGCUGAAGCGCGGCGACCAGCUGCUCAGCGUGAACAAUGUCAACCUCACGCACGCCACCCACGAGGAGGCGGCCCAGGCGCUCAAAACUUCCGGCGGAGUGGUGACCCUGUUGGCGCAGUACCGUCCGGAGGAGUACAACCGCUUCGAGGCACGCAUCCAAGAGUUAAAACAACAGGCUGCCCUCGGCGCCGGAGGAUCGGGAACCCUGCUGCGGACCACACAGAAGCGAUCGCUGUAUGUGCGGGCCCUGUUCGACUACGAUCCCAAUCGGGACGAUGGACUGCCCUCGCGAGGAUUGCCCUUCAAGCACGGCGAUAUCCUGCACGUGACCAACGCCUCCGACGACGAGUGGUGGCAGGCGCGACGAGUCCUGGGCGACAAUGAGGACGAGCAGAUCGGCAUUGUGCCGUCGAAGAGGCGCUGGGAGCGCAAGAUGCGAGCUCGGGAUCGCAGUGUCAAGUUCCAGGGGCAUGCGGCAGCUAAUAAUAAUCUGGAUAAGCAAUCGACAUUGGACCGCAAGAAAAAGAAUUUCACAUUCUCGCGCAAAUUUCCGUUUAUGAAGAGUCGCGAUGAGAAGAAUGAAGAUGGCAGCGACCAAGAGCCCAAUGGAGUUGUGAGCAGCACCAGCGAAAUUGACAUCAAUAAUGUCAACAACAACCAAGCGAACGAACCGCAACCCUUUAUGCUUUGCUACACACAAGACGAUGCCAAUGCUGAAGGAGGCGAGAUUAUCUACAGGGUGGAGUUACCCGAUAUGGAGCAGAUAACUCUGAUCUACUUGGAGAAUAAUGAUGCUGACUAUCCUUCCGAAGAGAACGUGUUGUCUUACGAGGCCGUGCAGCGCUUGUCCAUAAGUUACACGCGCCCGGUGAUUAUCCUUGGACCGCUGAAGGAUCGCAUCAACGAUGACUUAAUAUCGGAGUAUCCCGACAAGUUCGGCUCCUGUGUGCCACACACCACCCGACCCAAACGGGAGUACGAGGUGGAUGGUAGGGAUUAUCACUUUGUGUCCUCCCGCGAGCAAAUGGAGCGGGAUAUCCAGAACCAUCUGUUCAUCGAGGCGGGCCAGUACAACGAUAAUCUGUACGGCACCUCGGUGGCCAGUGUGCGCGAAGUCGCCGAGAAGGGCAAGCACUGCAUCCUGGACGUAUCCGGCAAUGCCAUCAAGCGACUCCAAGUGGCCCAGCUCUAUCCCGUCGCAGUUUUCAUCAAGCCCAAGUCGGUGGACUCUGUGAUGGAGAUGAAUCGUCGUAUGACUGAAGAGCAGGCGAAGAAGACUUACGAGCGGGCAAUUAAAAUGGAGCAGGAGUUCGGCGAAUACUUUACGGGCGUUGUCCAGGGCGACACCAUCGAGGAGAUUUACAGCAAAGUGAAAUCGAUGAUUUGGUCCCAGUCGGGACCAACCAUUUGGGUACCUUCCAAGGAAUCUCUAUGACCAACAGCCACAACAACAUGGACACUGCCGCCUCGAGUUCGAUGCCGACCGGUCUCGAGAACAACAAUAGGAGCAACAGCAGCAGCAACAAAUCAGCAGCCGCAACAGAAGACGCCGCACUGAUGAUGCAUCACAGUAACAACAACAUCAACAACUACUACUACAACAACAACAACAGCAGCAGCCACAGCAGUAACAACAACAGCAGCCACAACUAUAACAACAGUGACAACGACGGAAAACGGAAACGCAACCACGGACUAACAACUUGACCACUGACAGUAAAAUUUAUUAUGACGCAGCCGCAGCAGCCAACUUAAUGUAGCAAAUUGUCCAAAGCAAUUUUUAUGGAUGCACUCAUUGAUGUACGGUCAGGUGAACGUAUAUCCAGCAGCUAGACGAGGAUGGAGAUGGAGAAACAUCAGAGCAAAGCAUUUGGCAUCGUAGUAAUAUGAGAUCAGAGAUAUGGGUGUUCAAACUGAAGCGGACAAAGGUGUAUAGUUUUUAGUUAGAACAAAGUUGGAUAUAAACAAAAUGAAGCGAAUUAUAUAUAUACACACCACUUAUAUAGACUAAGAUCCGAAUAUAAAAGCAUAGAGUCGAGCGGAAUGAAGAAGGCUUUGAGGAGUUCGUUAAGCGCUAGAGUGUUGUUUGUUUAUGUUGAUGUUUAUAUACGAGAGCCAAGAGUUAUAGCGAGUUAGUUAUGUUGACGAUAAUGUGUUUUUUGAUAUAUAUUGAUCUAUAUAAAUAUGUAAACAUGCAGGCACAAGCACCCACCCAUGCACACCGAUGUUUUGGGGUAAUGGUGAUGAUGAUGCACGAGCGCAUUGCAUGGUGGUUAACUUUAAGUACGACAAUGUUUAGUAGCUGACUACGAAUAAAUGACGACGAUGACGGGACGCAGAUGCGGAUGCGGAUGCGAAUGCGGUUACGGUUGCAGAUCUUGCGGAUAGUCAGAGGAUGACGAUAACGAUUUACGAUUACGAUCUAAUGAUAAUGAUAAAUAUAUUGAUGAAUAUCGAAGCUAA